AUGGCGCAUACAACACUCUUCUCUCCUGCAAACCCACACUUCUUCCAGCCUCUUCUUCCCGGUUUCCAAAGCCACCUCGAAAUUCCUGUGAAGUUCUUCUCCAAGAACAUCGAGGGAAAACACGAGAGCAAGACUCUAAAUCUGAGAUCAGAUGCGUCGGAGAGAACAUGGAAAGUGAAGAUGGAAGGCCAUAGCCUCACCAACGGUUGGAAAGAGUUCGUGGAGGCACAUGAUCUUCGAAUCGGUGACUUCGUUGUCUUUAGACACGAAGGAGACAUGUUGUUCCAUGUCACUGCUUUAGGACCAAGUUGUUGUGAGAUCCAAUACACAACGUCUCGUAGCCAUGAUGAAGACGAAGAGGGUGAUGAAACUGGAGAAUCUUCAAGAAAGAAAAAGAAAAUUGUGGAGAAUGUGAAAUCAGAAUCUGAUCAGUCUUUAUCUGAUCUCAGUAGUUUUAGCCAAACUGUAACGGCUUCAAAUCUAUCAAGAGAUACAAUGAGUGUGCCCAUGGAAUUCGCAAAGCGGAAUGGUUUGAACAAAGAAAGUCAAGAGAUAGUUUUGAUGAACGAAGAAGGAAAGUCAUGGGAGUCAGAGCUAAAGAGCAUUGUGUCUAAUCGGGUUUACAUAGGUCGAGGUUGGACAAGUUUCUGCUCCGCAAAUAGAUUAGAAGCUGGAGAUUCUUGUACAUUUAAACUGCUCCGAAACACGGAAAAACCCGUGUUUCGGCUCUGCAGCCGCACAAAAGCUGAGCGGAAUAAAAACAUCCGAUCCCCGGAAGAAAACCGGUUUGUGAAGUUAACUCCUACACCUAACAGCCUUGAACUUGGUAAACAACAUCUACCGGUUAGUUUCACGAGAGCCAACGGAUUGACCAAGGCGGGGAAGAUAAUUCUGGUUGACAAAAACGGAGAUGAGUGGUCAAUGAAGCUUAAGUGUGAGAGGAGUCAUAGAUCAAGAUCGAUGUACAUUAUGAGUGGUAAUGAUUGGAAAAGUUACUGUGUAACGAAUGGAGUAAGUCCUUACGAGUCUUUAACUUUGGAGUUGAUCAGAGGAGGGACAAGUCCGUUGCUUAAGUUCUGCUCCAAGAUGGAGCAAUCACCAUUUGAAGUAAAGACACAGAAGAAAGCUCGAGUCCAAAGAUGCAGUCCUGAUCAAGCUCAAGAGACUAGAUCGAAUCAUGACGGGAGGCAAAAUAUAGCUGUAGAAGGAGAAACUUCUAGGUCAUCUAACAAAUCAACAUGUGAUCGAGGAAUCUUGAAGCACACGCAACCUUGCUCUGUCUCAGAUCAUGUGGCUAAGGUAAAGCAGAGCUAUGUAGAUACUUUAACUAGCAUCAGACGGUUUUGCGCAGAGGUCGAGAAAAUGGAACAGAAAUUAGAAGAUUCAUUGCAGGAAGUUGACAACUUAGUUUCAUGUUAUGGCACACAGAGAGGAAAAUGCAGUGAGAAUCAAACAACAUCUUCAAGUAACAAUCAAGUUUAA
Molecule: messenger RNA, 1482 nt
Organism: Arabis nemorensis
Lineage: Eukaryota; Viridiplantae; Streptophyta; Magnoliopsida; Brassicales; Brassicaceae
Source: the annotation of a GenBank genome assembly